AUGUAUACAACUAUACAAGCACGAGGAUCAAGAGGGGCCUUGAAGGGCCUCUGCAAGCAUGUAGAAACUCUGCUAAAUGAGGCAAGAGAAUUGAAUGACCGUAUUCUUGAGAAUGAGGAACAACUCGAAGUCGACCAUCAACAAGCCUUACAUCUACGCUACAUACAACAAGUAGGAACGGUAGCAGAUGACUUAGAGCAAUAUUUGCAAGCAAGAGUAAAUGACGAGCCAUCGGUUAUUGCUAGUCUACACAUGCCACUACAGAGUAGUAAUCAGAGAGAGGACGAUCACAGCUCUCAUCGCUCUAGUGUUGCACGCAGCCACCAUAACCAACAGCCAAUGUCUUUACGAGAAGCAGAGAAUGGUCGACGGAGUUCAUUCGAUCGUCGAGAAGCAGAGCUGAGAGAAGUAGAAAUAAGGCUACAAAGUUUAAAUGUCAACGCCGAAACCGGAAUUCCUUUUGGAGAUCCCAAUAACGGAAACGUUCAGAGAUGGUGUGCCGAUCGCCAAAGAUGGCCCACAAACGAGCUUGUUGAAGACCACGAUCAAGCGCCCGACGUCUGGAUAGACCUUUACAGUGCAGGACAACUGCCACCUCACAAUUGGAUGGGAAGAGGGGCUCAUGCCUCGGUAAAAGCAGAACUGGAACCUUAUAGUGGGAAAGCACUUGAAUGGUUUUGCUGGAUAGACCUUUUUCGUGCUCUCGUUCACGACACUGCAAAAUCUCCAGGAGAAAAACUCGCGUUAUUGAAGCGCAGUCUGAGAGGCGACUGCGUUGAUAUUGUCCAUGGUCUUGGUGGAGGAGAGGCGGCAUACAUCGAAGCAUUGGUGAGACUGAAACAAAACUGUGGUAGAAGAGAUGUCAUGAGGGCAGCCCACUUCCAAGCUAUCGAACGACUGGAGUUAAGAAAUGACCCUUCCAGCUUCAAACGAUUUUCCGAGAAGAUCCGGACCCACCUCUUUGACCUAAAUCGUAUCGGUGAAACAUCUUCAGCGGACUUAAUCGAGAGAAUCUGUCUCAAGCUCCAGUUACAAGAUAGAUUAGCUUGGAAUGCCGAUCGAAGAGAAACCAUAGACGAGAGAAGCCUUAACAAUUUCGGAAAUUGGCUAUGUCUACGCCCCUCAGCCUACCAGAACGCGUAUAGUUUGGCAGCAGACCAAUUGCAACCAGCCGCCGGAAGCAUCAACCAUAGGCAGCGUCCAGCUCGCACCCAUCAGAGCUCCUCAAAGUUCCAAGUAGACGAAAAGAUGACCCGCCUAGGAUCUAUCCAACCGUAUUGCUUUAAGUGCGAAGGUCAUCAUCGGGUUCAAGACUGCAACGAAUUCAAAGCUCUUCUUGUAGGAGACAGGGUCAGCUUUUGUGCCAGACAUCGGUUAUGCUAUAGCUGUUUCGGUACGAGGCAUUCUGCAAGAGACUGUCGAGUUAAGAAGACUUGCCGCUACCCUAACUGCAAGAUGUGGCAUCACGCCCUUCUACAUGAUCCAUCCCGGGAAGUAACUGAUGGCUCACGAAACAAUACUCUACGAUCUAAGCAACCCCAACGGCGCCAAGUUGUCAUGGGAAUGGUGAGGCUCAACGUCAUCACGGAAGACGGAUCAGUUUUCCCAGCCAACGUCUUCGUGGAUGAGGGGAGCGACACGACUUUGAUUAGGGAGGAUUUUGCGCACCGUUUGAAAUUACGCGGUGAUCGGCAGAUAUUGGCGGUAGACGGAGCUGGCCAUGUAGUGAACCACUACCGAUCACGGAGAGUGGACAUUAAGCUUCGUGCGGAUUCCGUUGAAUCAUUCGAUCUCCAAGCCUCAACGCUUCCAACGGUGGCAAGUCCAACGCCAGUGAUCGACUGGUCUCGACUUAAGUUAGAGUGGCCACAUCUGUCCGAUCUACCGAUUGGGAUUUCUGGUGGACGAAUAGACAUUCUGCUCGGGAUGGAUUAUGGUCAUCUAGUCGCAACGCUGGAAUCCAGGGUCGGCAGAGAAGAUGAACCCGUCGCAUCCCGCACCCGUCUAGGUUGGAUUGUGAGAGGUGUCAUCGGUGCCGAAUCUUCCGUCUACACCAUUCGGUUACAUCAUGUGUCCAGUAGUACCUCACUAACGGAAAUUGCAAACGAGUUACGCCGAUUCUGCGAUACCGAGAACUUCGGAACGGAAUACCAGACCGCCGCCCUAUCUAUUGAUGACCAGCGAGCCGUUAAGAUCCUAGAAGACGAGACAAGAAAAUUAGAGACCGGUUACGAGGUGCCAAUCACGUGGCGAGUCGGUGAACCAAAUUUCGAGUCUUUCUAUCUGGAUUAUCGAGCCGCUUUACAGAAGACUUUCACAAAAGGCUAUGCCUCCAAGGUCGACAAUCCUUCCGCGGACACCGUUAAAUACUUCCUAUCCCAUCACGGAGUGUACAAAGGGACGAAACUUCGUGUUGUCUUCGACGCCGCUGCCAUGCAUAGAGGCAAGUGCCUGAACGAUGCCAUCCUAAGUGGACCUGCCCUUCAGCCAUCGCUUCCCGCAGUCCUUAUACAGUUUAGAGAAGGAGAGGUCGCUUGGGCGUCAGAUGUCGAAGCUAUGUUCAGCCGUUUUCGGUUGAGGUCGUGCGACACUCCAUACUUUUUUUUCUUGUGGCAAGAAACUCCCUCCGAGAAACCGGUUGUCUACAGGAUGAACCGUUUGCCGUUUGGAGCUAGCUGCUCGCCGUUCGUGGCCAUCCAGACGACAAGACGGGCCGCCAUCGACGCAGGCGCAGAUGAACUCGUAGUCCAGGCGAUUCUGCGGAAAAUGUACGUGGACGACUAUCUAGGGUCUGCGCCGACCGUGGCUCUAGGGCUGAAAGAAGCGGAAGCCGUCACUAAAGUUCUCGCUUCAGCAGACUUACACCUUCAAGGAUGGAUUUCCAACUCCAAGCGUUUCAUCCGGGAAAUUACGAAGAAUGCAACGAUAUUAGCCGCGACGACACGACCUCAUGCGCUCACCAAUAGUGGUCCUGAUACUGUUCUUGGUAUCACUUGGAAUAUCGCAUCGGAUUCGUUGGGGUUCAGUGCUAGAACCUGUGAUGACCUAAAAUACACUCGGGCCGGUUUGACCAGUAAGGUCGCAAGUGUAUUUGACCCGCUUGGGACGGCUUCACCCUUCAUCAUAAAAGCAAAGAUCAAGCUAAGAGAGAUCGGGAUUAAAGGACUAGACUGGUCGGACGAGGUUAGCGAGGAUGAAGCAGCGUGGUGGCGAUCCUGGUUUCGACUUUUAAGCAGACUACCCGAAGCCACUUUCAACCGAUGCCUGUUCCCGGAUGAAACAAAGAUCACCAGCUCGCAGCUACACAUCUUUUGCGACGCCUCGGAGGAAGCCUACGCGGCCGUUGUGUACAUACGGAACGUGUGGGAAGAUGGACGAAUACGGUGUUCGCAGAUCAAAGCUUGCACAAAGCUUGCGCCGAUGAAAACUCUAUCCGUCCCGAAGCUGGAGCUCAACGCCGCGCUACUAGGUGCCCGUCUCGCCAAAUUUGUGCAGAGUUCCUUGACGCGAUCGGUCACCGCUCGCCGGUUUUGGACCGACAGUAGCACGGUUAGGAACUGGGUCAGAGCAUCCGCCUCAUCAUACCAAGUGUUCGUAGCCAACAGAGUGGGUGAAAUACAGACCAUCACCGAAACGGAAGAAUGGAGGUUUGUACCGGGGCGCCUGAACCCAGCCGACACCGCAACACGUUCAGCGAUCGAUGACGAAGUUCUACCUAAGGUCUGGAUGGAAGGCCCCGACUUCCUUUUCAAGAUGGAGGACGAGUGGCCAAAAGACUUACCGUGGAUGGUCGUCAAUGAAGAAAUCAAAUCAAGCAAGAUUAACCACUCGAAAUCGUCGGUGACCUACAAUUGGUCGACCCUGUCCAUUGAUCAGACCAACCUGUCUUCGGUGCUGAGACUAGAAGGUGAAUUCUUAAACAUUAUAAAGAUUUGUCAGCAAGAGGCUUUUGGCGACGACCUGCAUCGACUGGAGAAUGGGAAAACUUUAAAAUCGACGUCUCAUCUCCUCGCUCUAAGUCCAUGGCUGGGAAAGGACGGACUCUUGAGACUUGGCGGCCGGAUCGGACGAGCGAAGUUGCCCUACGAUGUUCUCCACCCUCCGUUAUUGCCCAGCAAACACCCACUAACUGAGAAUAUCAUUUCCGCCCUGCAUCGAGAGAUGCAUCACGCAGGAACGGACUACCUGUUCUCCAAACUUCUUCAACAUUUCUGGGUCGUACGGGGGAGAGAAGCAGUUAAAAGGAUACGUCACAACUGUACAGAAUGCAUACGAGAACGCGCGGCCCCGGCAGCACAAAUGAUGGGAGAAAUUCCGUCUGAACGCCUCGAGUCACUUGCCAGUCCGUUCACACACACGGCAGUGGAUUACUUUGGGCCGCUAGAGACCAGCCCUGGACGGAAUAGGGUAAACAAACGUUAUGGAGCCCUUUUCACCUGUCUUGUUACGAGGGCCGUGCACCUUGAACUUGCCUUUUCCCUGUCAUCAGACGACUUCCUCCUUGCUCUGAGACGUUUCAUAGGCAUCUACACCAAGCCAAGAACCGUUCAUUCGGACAACGGAACCAACUUCGUAGGAGCCGAGCGUGAGCUGAAUUCCCUUGUUAAUGAAUUGCAUAGCAGCGAAGAUUUAACAAGGUUCAAAACCGAAAAGGCGAUCGACUGGCGAUUCCAACCUCCUCGCGCUCCACAUUUUGGCGGAGCCCACGAAAGUCUUGUUCGUUCGACGAAAAAGGCGUUGUACCGUGCUUUGGAAACUGAGAAGAAAGGCCUCCGAUUCCCCUCUGAUGAAACACUUCGGACUAUCUUAGCGGAGAUUGCUGGACUAUUAAACAGCCCACCGCUUACCUACACUAGUACGGACCCCGCCGAUCUCAGACCGCUGACACCAAACGAUUUCAUGAAUCGUCCCCCCACGUCUGAUCUACCUGCCGGCUCGUUUGACGACGUGCUUCCCCGUGAACAAUUUCGAUACGUCCAGCGUAUGAUGAACUUGUUUUGGGAUUUAUGGACCAAGUAUUACCUGCCGUCUUUAGCCCCUCGCAAGAAGUGGAAGACCAAGCACCGAAACAUGUCAGUAAAUGACGUGGUUAUGUUGAUCGAUCCUAACGUCCCGCGGGGUCAGUGGAAGAUCGGCAGCGUAUCGAAGACGUUCCCUGGAGCUGACGGACUCAUUCGUGUCGUGGAGGUGCAAACCGAAGGCGCAGUCUUUGUGCGUCCAGUCCACCGACUUUGUUUGCUGGAAGCUUCGUCUCGCACCGAAGAGGGAGGUCUACAAGACGAGCCGAACAGAGUUCCCGGAGAUCGACCCAAAUAG
Molecule: messenger RNA, 5316 nt
Organism: Daphnia carinata
Lineage: Eukaryota; Metazoa; Arthropoda; Branchiopoda; Diplostraca; Daphniidae
Exons: 2
Coding region: 1-5316 (1771 amino acids)
Biological process (GO): proteolysis; DNA integration
Molecular function (GO): aspartic-type endopeptidase activity; nucleic acid binding
Source: RefSeq, a predicted model, not a curated record